AUGAAAGUCUCAAAGCAACAGAAGAAGCAGCAGCAUCAGCUUCAACAGAGAGGAUGCAGGGCCUUGUGUUGCAGUUGCAGGUUUAGUGUUUCUUCCUCAGAGGAAGCAGAAAGCUCUGCCUCUGAUAGGUUCCCUUCUGUAUCUAGCCUGGCACAUGCCAUGGUGCAAGAGAGACUUGACCAAAUGAUUAGAGAAAGGGUUGAAGCUAGACAUGUAGAGAGAAGAAGGCAUCAGAGCAGAGAAGGAACCAAGUUCGUUGUGAUGGUAGCAAUGGAGAAAUGCUCUUACGAUCCAAGAGAGGACUUUAGAGAGUCCAUGAUGGAGAUGAUAACUGCAAACCGCCUUCAAGAUGCGAAAGAUCUUCGUAGUCUAUUGAACUAUUAUAUCUCUAUGAACUCCAAAGAGUACCAUACUCUUAUCUUUCAGGUUUUUCAUGAUGUUUGUACUAAUUUGUUCUUAUCAUGUAAAAGCCAUUGGUAA
Gastrolobium bilobum is the source of this 480-nucleotide messenger RNA. RefSeq names its product probable transcription repressor OFP9. Gene Ontology annotation, biological process: negative regulation of DNA-templated transcription. Bases 1 to 480 code for a protein of 159 amino acids. Lineage: Eukaryota; Viridiplantae; Streptophyta; Magnoliopsida; Fabales; Fabaceae. The record is from RefSeq and is a predicted model, not a curated record. The transcript has a single exon.